CGAGGGGGGAAAUUGUAGAUGCUCAACAGUGCAUGAGUAAGAGAGAAAGAAAGAGCAGAUUCGGACAUGUGCCAACCGAUUUGUGACCACAGUCAACGUUCACAGACCACGUUCGUUCAAUAGGAAAAUCCACCCAUGAUAAUGUAAAUGUUUGCAUUGACGUUUUGCCGAACACGCAAAAGAAAAAUAUAGCCAAACGUCUGAUGAAAAUAUGACAUCUGCAAAAGGAAGUGAACAUUUGAAUGAACCUCAAUGGACAGAUUUUGAGACUGAACGUUUCUGGCGGGUCAUGGAACCCUACAUCCGGGGACUUAUUAGUUGCAGCAUUGUCAAACAGACGGAUAUAAACUUUAGUGACCUUGACCCAAAUUCUAGGAAUGAGUUAGACGUUUGCUUGGGGGAGGUGCAGAAACUGUUGUGGAGUGGUAAAUAUACACAGGCGGUUUAUAAUCUAAGAGCGAUACAGUCAUUUUUCAAUGACCCAAUAUUAGGAGAAUAUGGGACGACUUCUAAUCAGGAUACACUUAGCAUUCUUAAAGCAAUAUUCACGAGAAAACUUCCACCCAGGAGAGCAUCGCUGGUUCAAAUGCAUUGCAAGGCCAGCUCAAUCUGAAUAAUGAUAUCUACAAAGAAAUUAAACAAUGGGAGAUUUUACAGUUUCAACAAAAUAUAAAGAAUACGGGUGAGGUGAGACGUUCAUUCCCAAGGCUAGUCCAUUACCAUGCAGUUAUACGCAAAUUCUUAAAAUAUACAUUGAAAUGGAAAAUAUUAAUAUUUAAGAUUUCCAAAAA
This is a messenger RNA of Owenia fusiformis, 791 nucleotides long. NCBI's taxonomy places the organism in Eukaryota, Metazoa, Annelida, Polychaeta, Sabellida, Oweniidae. The record is from the annotation of a GenBank genome assembly.